AUGUCGCUUAUCCAGGUCCAAGGCCAAGGCGGUCAUGGCGUAGAUUCACUCAGACAAACUUCCCCUGGCCUCACUGCAAAUCUACCGUCCAACAACCCUUUUCGCAAUCGUGCCGCAUCACCAGCCCCGUCUCCUGUCACCACCACCUUCAACAUUCCAAGUACUGCUCCCGAGAGACCAAUCUCUCGAAAUCCUUUCUUCGAUCAGUCAGACAAGAAAGACGCGACAAUGGUACAAGUGACGCAGACGUCACCUGAGAGAGGACCACCGGCAAUGACUGGGAGAUCAUCACCAAGGAAGCCGCCAUUGGCUGGACACGCCGUGGAGCUUUUUGACAACCUCACCCUCAACGAUGGGCCUUCAAGCAUCGGCGCACCACCCAAAGGCAUGCCUCCUCCAUAUACCGAUCGUCCCCCACGAUCCGAAAACCACCCUCCAAAGCCUACCAAUGGCCUGUCGGGACACCGUCCAUCACGAUCCCAGGAAGAUGAAAAGCAUCGACCACACACGGGAAGAAGACCUCAAGCGCCGGAGCAGGAUAUCUUCGCCGACCCCCCAGACGCGAGAAGACCGCAUAGACGGCCCACAAGACGGAAUUCGGAUUCGUCCAUCGCCAGCAAGCAAUUGAGCCCGGAAGAGGAGGCGAGGCGGCGUCAUCGCAAAGCGCGAGAAGCCAGGCACAGGGAGAGAGAUAACAAGGGCAAACCACCAACGUCGAGGUCGGGAAAGCCAAAUCGUCGUAUAGAUGUCAUCGAUUCUCUUGAUGUCACAAGCAUCCACGGCAUUGGCAUGUUCCAUCACGACGGCCCCUUUGAUGCCUGCAACCCCCAUCGCAACCGCAAAGGCUCGGAACGUGCACCAAUGCAAGCAUUCGCGAAAGACUCUGCCAACAAUACAAUCGGUGGCUCUGGUCCAGUCCACAAAGAAAUCAACUUCGCCCAAUUUCACGGCCGUGGCGACGAAGGUUUCACCGAUUUUGCAACCUCGGGGGCUGUCAAACCUCCAGCGGAAUCUGGAAUCGAGUUUGAAUCUUACGCAGGCUCUAGCGCUCCACUGAGAAGAGGUCCGGGUGUACGGCCAGGCGUCGACCGAACAUCGAGCUUCAACCCCACUGCUCGUUUUGAUCCGGUCCAUGGCGAAGAAAGUCUGGGUCUCGGUACCAGCACAUUUCUUGAGGGUGCGCCGGCAGCUCGUGCAGCCAUCCAACGCCGUGAAUCCGAGAAUGAUCAGAUACCGGGCAUGGGCAAUGGGGGUGGCCUGGGCAGAAAGAGAAGUUUGGCCCAGAAGAUCAGGGGCAUAAGCAAUUCGAAUCGCGGGGGUGCUUUUGCUGGACCGGCGAAAGUCACCAGUCCAAACGGCUUCUACGAACGCACCACUAGUCCCACAAGUGCUGGAGAGGUACAAAGCGCAGGCGGCAUGCCCAAGAUCAAGCAAACCAAGAACCCGUUCUUCAAUGAUUACGAUGACGCCUAUGAGAAGAAGGGACAGAAGAUUCAGGUUGCCGAGCAACGAAGGCGGAAUGGUAGCAUCGGAGGUGGUGAAGAACAGAUCAAUGCCAGGGCUAGAGCCAUGAGCAGUCCCAAGCGUGCGCCUACAGGAGGGAUGCUGGAGCGAAGGAUCACCAACGAUGGAGCUUUCGGUAAUCCGGCGGAGCCCAGUGGUGGCGGUGGAUUCUUGAGCAGGGUUAAGAGUUUGAAGGGCGGCAAAAGGGUGAGACCUGAGAGGAGAGAAUAUUGA
This is a messenger RNA of Letharia columbiana, 1737 nucleotides long. RefSeq lists its product as uncharacterized. NCBI's taxonomy places the organism in Eukaryota, Fungi, Ascomycota, Lecanoromycetes, Lecanorales, Parmeliaceae. The transcript has 4 exons. Bases 1 to 1737 code for a protein of 578 amino acids. Gene Ontology annotation, cellular component: cytoplasm. The record is from RefSeq and is a predicted model, not a curated record.